UAUUAUCGUAGAGAAAAAAAAUCGAUUUACCGCUGUAGAAUCGAUAAGCAAUUAACAUAUGUUCUGCCUAUCGACUGUGACAGUGUGGCAACUCGGUCAGUUGCUAAACAAAACCAAGUGAGAGCUCAUCGUAACACGUGCAACAAUGAAGUGUCAGGUGGCGAGUGUCGUGCUGGCGUUUGCCUUGUUGAUUGUGGCAACAGCUUUGCCUGUGACGCAAAACAAAAAGGAGGAAAAACCAGCGGAACAUAGCAGCACUCCUGCCCCCGCCGACGUGGAAACGGCCCUGGAGUAUGAGAGGUAUUUGCGUGAAGUGGUCGAAGCCCUGGAGGCUGAUCCCGAUUUUCGCAAAAAGCUCGAUAAGGCGCCCGAAGCAGACAUACGUAGUGGCAAAAUCGCACAAGAGUUGGACUAUGUGAAUCAUCAUGUGCGCACCAAGUUGGACGAGAUAAAACGCCGCGAACUGGAGCGCUUGCGUGAAUUAGCCAACAAGGCCUUCGAACUGAGCAACGACAUCGAUCGCGAGCAUUUGAAAGUGCCACAACAUUUGGAUCAUGGCAAUGAGCACACAUUCGAAAUCGAAGAUUUGCGCAAACUGAUACAGAAAACGUCCGAUGACUUGGCCGAAGCGGAUCGCAAGCGACGUGGCGAAUUCAAAGAGUACGAAAUGCAAAAAGAAUUCGAACGUGAGGCACAGAAAAAGGAAAUGGACGAGGAGUCACGCAAGAAAUUCGAGGCUGAGAUCAAGGCAAACGAAGCGAAGCACAAGCAACACGAGAAGAUCCACCAUCCUGGCAACAAGGCACAACUAGAGGAGGUCUGGGAGAAACAGGAUCAUAUGGAAAAGGACGAUUUCAAUCCGAAAACAUUCUUUUCCAUUCACGACGUGGACAGCAACGGUUACUGGGACGAGGCGGAAGUGAAGGCACUGUUUGUCAAGGAACUGGACAAGGUGUACAACAGCAAUCUGCCCGAGGAUGAUAUGCGUGAGCGUGCCGAGGAAAUGGAGCGCAUGCGUGAGCAUUACUUCCAGGAGACGGACACAAAUCACGAUGGUCUCAUCAGCAUUGAUGAGUUCAUGCAGCAAACAGCCAAGGAGGAGUUCCAACGUGACCCCGAAUGGGAAACCAUCGACCAGCAGCAGCAAUAUACGCACGAGGAGUAUCUGGAGUUUGAGCGUCGCCGCCAGGAGGAAGUGCAGCGUAUGAUUGCCCAGGGACAAUUGCCCCCACAUCCCAAUAUGCCGCAAGGCUACUAUGCUGCUCCUCCGCCAGGUGGCGUUGCCUACCAACAGCCACCGCCAGCUGGUGCUCAGUUGCACUACCAGCAACCGGAUCAAUUGCAUCUCCAACAGCAGCAACAGUACGCCCACCAGCAGCAGCAAUACGCACAACAUCAGCAGCAGCAGCAACAGUUUGCCCAGCAGUAUCAGCAACAGCAAUACGGACAGCCGCAGCCCGUGCAAUUGAAUCCCAAUCAAGUUUAUCAGCAUGCCGGACAAAUACCAGCACAACAGCAGCCCGUGUAUCAGCAGCAGCCUGUCUAUCAGCAGCCAAUACAACAGCAGCAACCUGUGCAACAGCAACAACAACCUGUGCAACAGCAACAACAGCCUGUGCAACAGCAACAACCUGUGCAGCAACAACAAUCUGUGCAGCAGCAACAGCAGCCUGUGCAGCAGCAACAACAACCUGUGCAGCAACAACAACAGCAGCAACAACCCGUGCAACAGCUCAACAACCAAACCCCGCCUCCUGCGCAAAACCAACAGUUGCCCGUACAGCAGCAACAACAGCAGCAGCAACAACAACCACAACCUGUGCCACAACAACAAGCUCAACAACCACAGCAACCGCAAGCGCAGAAACACUAAACGGAACAUUCCUUUUUACGGGCGUCGCAUUUUGUGCUAUACGAAAAACAAAUCUAAAUUAUCGAUGACUGAAAUAGCAAACAGGAAAUUUAUCUAAUCUCAAAAUAUAUAUGUAUAUUUUCUUUUAUAUAUAUGCAUAUUCGCAUAUGAUAUAAAUUGAUCAAUGUUUAAUAACAAUUAAUUGGCUGUCGGAGAUUGUCGCAUUGUCUUUCCAUUGUCGCCUUUUUUUUUGAUACUUUUCCCAUUUUUCUAUAUAGUAACUACUUUCCGCUCUUUUUUACACACAUCUUUUUUGUACAUAAAUAAAAUUAAUUUAUUGCAGAAAAUAAAAUUUGUGCAGUAAAGUA
Messenger RNA from Drosophila nasuta, 2220 nucleotides. It is a transcript of the gene NUCB1, whose product is annotated as Nucleobindin 1. Gene Ontology annotation, cellular component: endoplasmic reticulum-Golgi intermediate compartment; extracellular exosome. The transcript has 4 exons. The coding region runs from base 146 to 1873 and encodes 575 amino acids. Gene Ontology annotation, molecular function: calcium ion binding. The record is from RefSeq and is a predicted model, not a curated record. NCBI's taxonomy places the organism in Eukaryota, Metazoa, Arthropoda, Insecta, Diptera, Drosophilidae.